UAUUUUAGUUUCACAUUGUAUCCUCUAGGUGGCGACAGAGAACAGACGCGCCAUCUAUUUUAGUAGCGUGUGGCCGAAUCUCAAAUGUCUUCCUGGAUUUCUGUCGAAGUGCACUACUUAUGUUGCAAUACAGUCCUUCAUGAACCCUACGUAGUGUACUAUUUUUAGAUGGGGCCUAGUGAGCGGUCGUCACGUGACGCGAAGGGAGUGGGGGCGGAAAUAUGCCGGAAGUUGAGAGACGUCAGCGUGGAGAGAAAUAGGGGUAAGAGAAGCGGUACGCGGAGUGACGGGAUGUGAGGAAAGAGUGAGAGAGAGAGAACGACUCCGGGAUGGCGGCUGAAACCCUGACGCUGUUAAUUAAGCUGCUCGCUGCGGUUUUUUACGGCGUGAGUUCUUUCUUCAUAGUUGUGAUCAACAAAAGCGUGCUGACCAACUACAGGUUUCCUUCAUCGAUAUGUCUCGGCAUUGGGCAGAUGUUGGCCACAGUGUUGGUGCUGUGGUCCGGAAAAGCUCUGCGGGUGAUCACCUUCCCUGGGUGGGAGCUCAACAUCGUAAGCAAGACCUUUCCUCUACCUCUUCUAUAUGUAGGCAAUCAAGUAACCGGACUGUUUGGAACAAAAAGGCUAAAUUUGCCAAUGUUUACAGUGUUGAGGAGGUUCUCCAUUCUCUUCACAUUGCUUGCUGAGGGCUUCUUGUUAAAGAAGACAUUCUCAUGGCCAGUUCAGCUCACUGUAUUCACAAUGAUCUUUGGGGCUUUUGUCGCUGCAAGUGCCGACCUGUCCUUUGACCUUCAGGGCUAUGUAUUCAUCUUAAUGAAUGAUAUCUUAACUGCUGCUAAUGGAGCCUUUGUUAAACAGAAGCUGGACUCUAAGGAGCUGGGAAAGUAUGGUCUACUCUAUUACAACGCUUUAUUUAUGAUCCUGCCUACACUCCUUUUGGCACAUGUCACUGGAGACAUGGAUAAGGCCCUGGAUUACGAGGGCUGGUCAGAUAGGCUCUUUGUCGGACAGUUCAUCAUGUCUUGCAUAAUGGGGUUUAUCUUGAUGUACUCCACCGUGCUCUGCACUCAGUACAACUCGGCAUUAACAACGACCAUAGUUGGCUGUCUGAAAAAUAUAUUAGUGACUUAUAUCGGAAUGGUGUUUGGAGGGGAUUAUAUUUUCUCCUGGACUAACUUCAUAGGUCUGAACAUCAGUAUUGCUGGUAGUCUGGUGUACUCGUACAUAACGUUCACGGAGGAACAGAGCAGCAAACAGGGCGAGAGCAUCAACAAGCUGGAGGUGAAGGGGAAAGUGGCUGUAUGAGCAGCGCUUCAGCUCAAGGCUUCGAGGAAACCGUAUCCUGUAGUGUUUGGGCUUCGGGUGACCCAGAAUGUGAAGGGCAAAACACGUCAGGGCCGAUGUAAAAACAUCGCUUAUGAACUGAGCAAGAUAAGACACGUCGAACUGCCAAGUGUGGUAUGAUGUCAUUGCGAAAUGAAAGAAAACUUUGUAUGUGUUGAUUAUUUAUCCUCUGGGGUUUUUUUUUUUUUUUUUAAAAAAACAACAUAUAUGUUUAUGGGAGAUCGAGACUGUAUUUUGAAAUGAUUUUGGCAUGUUUUCUGGGUACUCUCAACUUGAAUUUCUAUAUUUUCUUAUCAAACUAAACAGUAUAACUUGUCAUUUAUGGCAAUAUUAUGCCAUUUUUGUUUUUGUUUCCAUGAACGUGCCAUAUUCUUGCUAUUUUAUGUUAGUAUUGUAUAUUAGUAGAAGGCUUAUAUUGUUAAGUUUUAUGUUGUUGUUUUUUUCUUUCUUCAGUAUUAGAAAUGUCUGUGUAGACAUUCCACAUAGGAUCAUGUAGUAACUUGUUUUUUUGUAUCCUGCUGUGCUGUUUUCUUGCACUUUAAAGAGGUCACAGGUACUUUUUAUUUCGUAACGAACAAUGAGGAAACGUUUACUGUAGGUUAGUGAAAACUAAACUCAAAUUUUUUCCAUUGUUUUUAGAACUGCAUUUGGGUGAUGAGAGGACAAAGGAAAGAUGUAUGUCCUGCAUACAUCAGCAUUAAUAUCGUUGGUACUUUUUGACCAAGUCAAAAUGUGAAGACAAGUUCAGUCAGUGCUAUCUAGAUGUUAUACAUCUGGAAUCCUCUGUAAUUUGGCUGUAUCCAGUCCGAAUAUUUUUGCCUGCAUGCAAUACACAAAGAGAUUAAAACAUUUAUCAUACAGUUGAAUUAUUUUUUUUUUUUCCUCAGAUGAAUGCUCAGCUUUCAAGCUUAAGGAUGUUCUAGCUAUAGAUGUCUUGUUUUUGUGUUGCUUUUUGGUUAUGGUUAUUUUAAAAGAUCCUCACAGAGCACUGAAACAUUAAGACAUGGAAACAGCUUGUAUUUACCUUUUAGUAUUUUUCCAUUGGACAUUGUUUGUAGGAAUUGUUUUCUUUUCUUUUUUUAAUUUUUUUUUUUUUUUUUUUUUUUACUUUUUUUUAUUUUAUUUUGUUCAUAUCAACAAAAGCUCUGUGGUUUUAGAAGUGCAAAACCGAGCUUGCAUGUAUGUUAUUAAAAUACCUCAGUUUUCCAUUGGUUGGAUUUACUCUUUUUUUUUUUUUUCUUUCUUCCUUUCUCCAGACCGCCAGAUUAUUUUUCUGUUUUAUUUAUUAUGUAGUUUCCUGGAGUAACUAAUGUGAAAUUAGUCAUUUAGUCAUUUGGAGUAUUCUGUCUAGUGUGUACUUGUGUAACUGGUGCUGGUGUAUAUAUUAAUUUGUUCAUGUAAAGACAGUAAGGAAAUGUGCAAUGUGAAAUGCUGCAUCAUCUCAUAUUGCCGAUGUGUUUAUCCCCCCCCCCCCCCCCCGGUACACUUUUUACAGUUACUUGUUACCUGCUAAUCUAUGGUCCAAUAAUUUAAGGUCUAAUGUUACCUUUCACAUACCUUCGAGUUUGAAAUCUGGUCAAGCCCAAAAUGGCCCAUUAAUGGUCUUGACUAUAAAUCAUUGGUCAGGAAAUUAGAUAGUGACUUAAAAGGGGAUAGCUUUUCCCUUUGAUUUCUUUAAAAGUUUAAAGCCUUGUGGGUAAACUUGCAGACAGAUUUUUAUUUUUAUUUUAUUUUAGUUUUUAGCAUUAUUUGUAAUUUAUUUUAAUUUUGUCCACCCAGACACGUGUUAGUUUGCAGUUUACAUCAAACAUUUGAAGCAUUAUCAUGAUUUUACCUUUGCCUACAAGAAGACUAUAUAAGUGAACUUCCCUGUUUCUAGCUUUUCCCCUAGACAGUUCACAGACCAGGGUCUGUUUUUCUUUCUUUUUUUAUGUUCUCCCCAUGUCUUUGUGGGUUUCCUUUGAGUUCUCUGGUUUCCUUGCAUGCCUGUAGGUGGAUUGCCUAUGUUAAAUUCACAAGGAUUGAAUGAGGGUGCUCUAUCCAGGGUGGAUUCCUGCUUCAUACCCAGCCUUCCCAGGAUAGGCUCCGGAUCCACUGUGACCAGGAUAAAGUGCUUUCUGAAGAGGGAUGUUCAAAUGAUUAAUUUUAUGUUGAGCGCUAGCUGUUAAUUUGAAUUUCAGUAAUUUAAUCCGUCACCUGUUAAAUUAUAAUCCGUGUCCAAUGUUAUUUGUUAAUUUCAGGUCAAGUGUUUUCCAUGUAAAAGGACAGCUCACCUUCAUGCUUCAUCAAGGAAAAAUAAUUAGUCUUGUACUACCUUUUUUACAAUAAUAAUUAUAGCUGUAAAUGUAAUUUACGUGGCCAAGUCCACUACCUUUACUUUUGGCAUGCUGUCAAUAUGUAAAAUUUAAAGUUCAACUUUUUUUUCUUGAUAAUUAUUUAUAAUUAGACUACAGUGUAUCAUGUAGCACUUUUGUUGAUAUUUGGCCAAAAACCCAGGACUAUAGUUCGCAAAAGUAGGUUUUUAACAUUGGUGUCCAGCUCGACGGAUACCAAUGGUUCUCCAGGCAAAGUUGUUUCAAAUGAAAACAGCUAUCAUUUGAUAUACGUUACUUGUGUAUUUUGACAACACUGCAUUAUAUAUAAUGCAUAUAUACUUUGUGUAUUGUAUCUAUAUAACCAGGU
Ictalurus furcatus (blue catfish) is the source of this 4025-nucleotide messenger RNA. RefSeq names its product solute carrier family 35 member D1a (gene slc35d1a). Gene Ontology annotation, cellular component: Golgi apparatus. The record is from RefSeq and is a predicted model, not a curated record. NCBI's taxonomy places the organism in Eukaryota, Metazoa, Chordata, Actinopteri, Siluriformes, Ictaluridae. Gene Ontology annotation, molecular function: GDP-fucose transmembrane transporter activity; antiporter activity. Bases 330 to 1304 code for a protein of 324 amino acids. The transcript is spliced from 12 exons.